AUGCCACCCCUGUCAGGAUUCUCCAACAACCCCCUCCGAACCAGGGCGGACUUGGUCCAAGCCACGCUCGCGCUCCUCCGGCCCCUCCUACCCCACUUCUCCCCGUCCAAGGGCCGGAUCCGAAUUCCGGUGACUUCAGCAACGCACUUUGAUGAAACAGCUGCCCAACUCGAAGGUUUCGCCCGGCCGUUAUGGGCUGUAGGCGCCUUACUACUUGGAGCUGAUGCCACUUCAGAUACAUCACUGUCCGCUGCAAUCACCGAAGUAGUCCAGCCAUGGAUUGAUGGCUUCGUCACAGGAACCGACCCAGAGCACCCGGAGUACUGGGGACCAAUCACUGGCCCAGAUCAGCGGAUGGUAGAGGCCGAGAUUGUAGCAUUUGCUCUUCUUUCCGCGCCUGAUCGCAUCUUCAAGCCGUUGAGCGACAAGUCGAAGGAGAAUAUCACCAACUGGCUCCGGUCUUUGAACGGCAUGGAAAUGCCAAAGAACAACUGGCGUUGGUUCAGGGUGUUUGGGAACUUAGCUCUGUUCAAAGUCUGCGGUAUGCCGUAUGAGACCGUUCGCGAUGAGAUUAAUUCAGACUUGGCCCUCCUGGACAGCUUCUACCGAUUCGAUGGUUGGUCGGCAGACGGUCCCUGGCAAACGCCCGAGCAGGCUCAGGAUGAGUUCGAGCAGUUCGAAAAGACUGGAAGGCGUGACGCAAUAGGAAUUGGAAGACAGGCCGACUACUACUCUGGCAGCUUUGCAAUCCAGUUCAGCCAGCUGCUCUAUUCUCGAUUCGCUGCCGACAUCGACCCUGAACGAGUACAGAAGUAUCAUGUUCAAGGUUCUGCCAUACCAUUUGGUCGGUCUCUGACCUAUCGCUUUGCCUGCGGAGGGUAUUUCGCUGCUCUCGCUCUUGCACAGGUACCCGAUAUGCCAAAGCCUCUCGAUACCCCUGGCGCUAUUAAAGGCUUUCUAUUGAGGCAUCUAAGGUGGUGGACAAGUAACUCCGAUGGUGUAUUCUAUCCUGAUGGUACCAUGAAUAUUGGUUGGUUAUAUCCGAACAUGUUUUUGUGUGAAGACUACAACUCACCUCAGUCUCCCUACUGGUGUUUGAAAACCCUGGUUGCGGUUGGUCUUGCGGAAAAUGACGACUUCUGGACUGCAGAGGAAGAGCCAUACCCCACACUCUCUUCAACAGACUCGGUCGCCCUCGUCCCAGCUCCCCAACAAAUUGUGUGUAAUCAUCCUCAGAGCAACCAUCACUUCCUCCUCUCGCCAGGACAAUUUGUAGCAUGGCCCAUGAAGGCCAACCAAGCCAAGUACUGUAAAUUCGCAUACUCAUCCGCGUUCACAUUCUCCGUACCAACGGGCCCGCUUAUCCAGCAAAUUGCCCCCGAUAACGCUCUUGCUCUGAGCCGGGACGGCGGAGAGACGUGGGCGGUAAAGUGGAAAUCGGAACCAGUGCGCUUCUCGACUGCGUUCAUCCAAGAAGCUUCUAGUACACAGGAAGUACAAGGAGCGAGCGCAAAGUGGUACCCAUGGGGUGACAGGGCCGUUAGUGUAGACACCACACUGAUCCCGCCGUCUGACCGAUGGCCGGACUGGCAUGUCCGAGUACACAGAAUUGAGGUACACGAAAAGCUCAAGACGUUACACACUAUUGAGGGCGGUUUUGCCAUCUCCGGCCGCAAAAAGGGAGGCCAAACUGAAGGGUUGCCUCUGCCUGUCAUUUCAGAGAUUCCGAAAGACGCCAGCUUGGGCUCUGCCGAAGGGGUUCUACAGGAAGAGCUGUCUACCUUGGUCUUGUCCUCCGCGGGCGCCAGCGGCGUGGUUUCGAAAUCCUUGAGCAAUUCUCAGACGACAUCAGAAAGCUUCCCACUGAAGCCUGACUCGAACACAAACUUGGCCUGCCCUAGGACCUUGAUACCGGUUAUUUCACACGCCACUGUCGGUGGCCUGGAUGCUGGAUUCGAAAUUGUCUUAGUCGAGUCCAUCUUCGCAUUGUCUACCUCGGCAAACAGGGGUUGGUCCACCACUGGAAAGACAUUGGCAGAACGAUGGUUGGAUGCUCCACGGGUGCAGCUGGACCCUGAGGUGUCAGACGUAGCAGACGGUGACGUUAUAUUAGUUGUUGCUUCCACUCAAUGCUGAGUUACUUUGGAUGGCCAGAUGUAUGCUCUCCUGGAGGCCCAAAAUACCAGAUAGCAUCAUCAUAAGGUUGCC
Colletotrichum godetiae is the source of this 2208-nucleotide messenger RNA. RefSeq lists its product as uncharacterized. The record is from RefSeq and is a predicted model, not a curated record. The coding region runs from base 1 to 2136 and encodes 711 amino acids. The transcript is spliced from 3 exons. Lineage: Eukaryota; Fungi; Ascomycota; Sordariomycetes; Glomerellales; Glomerellaceae.